CUUGUCCAUCAUAGAUCGAGUCGACUCCUCAUUAUAGCAUGCUGGCCUUGAGCUAUUUAAGCAUCCUUCCCAGGGCAGGGAACCGAAGUAGAAGGUAGUGUCGCUCACUCGGAAGAAGCCACUGCAUUGGGACCUGCAAAAUUAGCGCCUGAAUCUAAACUCCUGGUGUUGCCAUUGCCCAUUGGCUCUCCGCAUUCUUUUUCCAUUGCAUUGCAGCAUUGCUCAAGGUCACUGCAGGUGUAAGCUCAUAGCUUCCUGGAACAAGACAGUCAUGGGCAUCAUCAACUGGGUGCAGAGCAGGUUCCAUGGGAAGACGGAGAUCAGAAGAUUCGAUGGCGCAGCCGUCAGAUCGUCUCGCGGUGCUGCAGUCCAGGAGGAGAGCUACCAAGCCGUUCCUGAAGCAGAGAAGCAUCUCAACGCCGACGAAUGGCCACAAGCCGGCCUCCUCUCCGUAGGCACGUUGGGAAAUGAAGAACCUCUGGUGUCAGGAGACCGCUGCACGGUGGAGGACCUGCCGGAGUUCACCGUGGAGGAGGUGGAGAAGCUCCAGGAUGCCCUGGCGAGGCUCCUCCGGCGCGCAAAGUCCAAGUCCAGCGCCCGCGGCUCCGGGGCUGGCGAGGACAGCCCGCCGCUGGACAGGUUCCUCAACUACCCGUCCAGCCUCGAGGUGGACAGGAGGGUUCAUACGAAGCAUGGUGACGGCGACGGAGAGAACGGCGACCUCUCGCCGGACACAAAGAUCAUACUGACCAUGGCCAGGGACCUGCUCACCAACACCAGCAAAGGCAGCACCAGGCACAAGUCGUUGAAGUUCCUGCUCAAGAAGGCCUUCGUCUGGAAUGGCGGCUUCACCACGCUGGCAUCAAGCUUGAAGGAUUUAGUGGAAUCAAGAAUGGAGAAGUUCUUUCGGACGGUGCUCGGGGAGAAGAUCAAUGCCAGGCCGAGCAACGGCACGACGGCAUCAAGGAAGUACUUCUUGGAGGAUCCAGCGAAGGGGAGGAGGCAAGGUGAUCGUCGUCGUGGCUGUGAGGAGGGGGAGAAAGAGGAGAGCUGCAGGUGGGACAGAACAGAUUCUGAAUUUAUUGUUCUGGAGAUAUGAAGUGAGAAGAACCAGGAUCCUAGUGAUGGGAGAUAGGAAAAACUCAUAGAAUCAAGAAGAUGAGCAAGCCAAAUUAAGUACAAAUGCACUAAACCUGCACAUUGCCCUUCUGAGUGCCAUUCGUAGUAAAACUGUAGUGUGGAUUUACCCUAUGUACAUGUGCACGCUUCACUAUCCAAACCACACAUUUGCAUUGAGUAGGUGCCGAGUGGGAUCGCCGUCAAAUUGUUCGGGAUGGGGAAAGGAAGAAGGGCUCAGAUGCAGCGAGCACGGACUUAGAACUGCUUGCACAUGGGAAAAUUUCCAUUUUACAUUA
Phragmites australis (common reed) is the source of this 1415-nucleotide messenger RNA. RefSeq names its product protein NEGATIVE GRAVITROPIC RESPONSE OF ROOTS-like. The coding region runs from base 272 to 1099 and encodes 275 amino acids. The transcript has 5 exons. The record is from RefSeq and is a predicted model, not a curated record. Gene Ontology annotation, biological process: gravitropism; regulation of growth. NCBI's taxonomy places the organism in Eukaryota, Viridiplantae, Streptophyta, Magnoliopsida, Poales, Poaceae.